ACGGAUGUUUUAAGCUGUUUUCGUGCUUUUCGGUAUUGUGCGUUUUACUCCCCCUUUCUACUACGGUACGGUACGAUCAUUAUCAAUUAUCACUUUUUGGAAGUGUGUUUUUGGUUUGUUUCGGGGGGAAAACGGCGGAAAAUAUAUCGGAGGGUUACCGGUUCUAGAGGUUUGUGUGAGUUAGCUGUGAUUGAGCUCACUGUUGCCUGAAGUGAGUGAGCCAGUAGCCGACAAUGGAGGUCAGAUAAGCUGACCAAGAGUUCGCCAAGUGUUAUCAGUUCGUAAACCUUGUUUGUUUAUCGACAUUUACGCCAACAAAGAAAGAGUGCCACCUAGUGGAUUAAGUGUGCAACAUGCUGCAAGCCGCUGACACAUCUUUUGCGUCGACCGAGUCCUCGCGACGGAGGUCCACGUUCUACGUGCCGCUGAACAACUCCUGCCACGAAGCCGCCCUCGAGGGCGAAGAGGAUGGUCCACCGGCCACCCCAGUCCGGGUAGAACCGGACUACACCAAGCGCUCGCUGGAGCGCAUCUACAACCCCGAUCUCAGUGCCUGCAGUUUCGAGUGGAGCUUGGACGAUUCGCUCAACUCCUCGAACAACCUGCUCGUCAGCAGCGAGCGGGAAAACAAACUCAAACGAUACGGCAUUGUUCUAAAUGCCAGCGUCAACAUCGACGACGACGAAACCGCGUGCCAUCAGCAGAAGCAAAGCAACACCUCGACGCCGAUCCGGCUCAUGAAGUCCCGCAGUCGGAACAACAUCCUCAACCUGCCGGAGAAGCCAUCCCUCGUGCCUUCCCCCGCCGCCAAGGAAAAGUCCAAAACCCUGCCCCAGAACAUGUCCCCCGCCAACACGUUCCCGCCCAAAAGUUCCUUCCUGCUCAAGUCAACCCCCAAGAUCUCCCUCAACUACUCGUCCGAUCUCGGCGUCCUCAACAGCUCCUCCCACUCCGGAGAUCCAACCUGUACCCCCUCCCCCCACUCCGCCCUGUCCCCCAAGAAAUCCCUCUCCUUCAUCCGGCGGACACACUCCACCAAACUGUCCCGCAGCAACUCCCUGCUCAAGUCCCUCACCUCCAAGUGCGUCGACCAAAGCGCCGAACACCUGAAAAUCCUCGUCAAAGAGCUGGACUUUGGCCGGCUGGAAAAGUUCGUUCGCGCCGAGCGCGAAAAGGCCGACGAAAUGGUGCGCGACCUGUUCCUGCGCUGCAAGGACUCCGACAAGGACGAGGACAGUGCGGUCCAUUCCGACACAUCAUACGAGAAAGCAUGUCGAAGAGGAUCCGCUCCGAGCACACCCGUACUGGGUCAAAAGUCAGAAUCUACCUCCCGGUUCACCAACUUCUUCUCCAAACGUUCCUUCCGGUCGAACCCGCUGAAGCGCACAAAGUCCGUCACGAAGCUGGAGCGAUCGAAGCGCGGUCAGGGCGGGCUGCGAGGAUCGCGAUCGCACGAGAGCUUGCUCUCCAACCACGCCGUCAUGUCCACCGUGGAUCUGUCCUGCAUCGGUGCGAUCGGCGUGGUGCCGGUGCACUCGUCCGUGCUCGGCCGAAGGCACUGCUUCCAGGUGCGGGGAGGUCCACGGGGCGAGCGGUACUAUAGCUGCGGGUCGCGACAGGAGCGCGAUCUUUGGAUCUACAGCCUGCGGAAGUCGAUCGCGCCGAACGCGGAGAACACGAGGCGGACGGACAACUCGCUGAAGAUGUGGAUCUACGAGGCGAAAGCGCUGCCACCGAAGAAGAAGUACUUUUGCGAGAUCAACCUGGACAAGACGCUGUACGGGCGGACGUCGGUGAAGCUGCGGUCGGAGUUGUUGUUUUGGGGCGAGUACUUUGACUUCCCGGACGUGCCGGAUAUCAACGUGAUAACGGUGAACGUGUACCGGGAGGGUGAGAAGAAGAAGAAGCGCGACAAGCACGCGUUGGUCGGGUCGGUGAAGAUCCCGAUUCAUGAGGUGACGUCGCGGACGUUCUCCGAGGAUUGGUAUCCGAUCAUCGCCGAGAAGCACGACAGUAUCAGCAAGAACUCGUUUAAGGAGCCGAUCCCGACGCUGCGGAUAAAGUGCCGGUUCCAGAGUAUAGAUAUUCUGCCGUUUGGGGUUUACGGGGAGUUCCUGGACUACCUGAAGGAGAACUACAAGAAGGUUUGCGAGAUCUUGGAGCCAAUGAUCGGGGUGAAGGCGAAGGAGGACAUUGGGCAGGCGUUGGUUCUGCUGAUGCACGCCCAAGGGAUGGCCGCGGCCUUCCUCACCGACGUCGUUGCGCUCGAUCUGCUGAGGGUCGGCGAUCAACGGCUUACCUUCCGUGGAAACUCACUCGCGACCAAGAGUAUGGAAGCUUUCUUGAAACUCACCGGCGAGCAGUACCUCCAGGACACGCUUUCAACCCCGAUCUCCGAGAUCAUCUCGUCCGAUCGCGACUGCGAGGUCGACCCGUUGAAGGCAAACGGAUCGCUGUCUCGACAGCAGCAAGCCCUCCGUAACGCAGUGAAGGCGGCCUGGAACAGCAUCGCUGACAGCAGCAAGAACUUCCCCGGUCAGCUGCGGGAUUGCUUUUCGACGUUCCGCGAGCGGCUGCAGAUGCUCGAUCGCGAAGACAUGGCCGACAACUUGAUCAGUGCGUCGAUCUUCCUGCGGUUCCUCUGCCCGGCGAUCCUGUCUCCUAGUCUGUUCAACAUUACGAAUGAGCUGCCGUCAACGCGAGCUACCCGGAAUCUGACGCUGGUCGCGAAGACCCUUCAGACUCUGGCAAACUUUACCCGCUUCCAGGGCAAGGAGAACUUUAUGGAAUUCCUCAACGAUUUCCUCGAGCAGGAAGCACCACGAAUGAAGCAAUUCCUCCAUGACAUCUCGACGCGAUCGGAAGGUCCCGUGCAGGAAAGUAUCCUCGACUGGGCUGGGUACAUCGACCAGGGCAAGCAACUCUCAAUCCUGCACACGCUGCUAACCGAGAGCAUCCAGAAGCUCCCGUCUGCCAAGCAGGCUGAGCUGCAUCCACUGCCGAGCAUCCUGGAGUCGAUCACGAUCGCUAAGGAAACCAACAACUUCAUCACCACCCAGCAGCAAAUGCCUCAACCGCAGCCCCAUCCCAACCAAGAGAACCAAAGCCUGGCCAUCGCGCCGAAGCCCGCCGAACGCGGAAUCAUCCGAGGCGUCCUCACGCCCACCUCCCUGGAGAAGAACAUCUUCCGGUACAACGACCCUACCGUGCGACCACUGCUCAACCAGAACCAGAGCACCAACUCGCUGCAGCACUCCCACUCCACCUCCAGUAUUAACUCGGCCUCGAACAUCCACGUCGUUCAGCACCACAGCGUGUCGUCCAGCUCGAACGACAAGUACCAAAUGCCGGUGGGAUCGCUGCGAACGUACGGCACCGUGUCCCAGUACUACACCACCAACUCCAACUCCGCCAACAUCGGCAGCUUAAAGACGGAGAAGGAAAAGAGUCCGGUGCUGAACUGCGGCAUGCGGGCCAGCACACUGCCGCGGAACAACGCCAUCACAGUCAGCAACGGGAACAUCAACGGCGACCUGCACGAUGAUCACGCCAACGCCAACAACCUCAUCCAGAUCGGGUUCGACCCGAGCAACCCGUUCAACCGGAAGAGCCCAACCCCGCUCCUCAAGUCCUCUACCCACAUCAACGGCAGCCGGAGUCGCAACCUGAACGGAUCCCAGCUGAGUCUCCUCUCCGACAUCGGCAAGAACCCACUCAGCCUGGGAAUCCCGCACAACGAGAUGGCCACCAGCUCAACCCCCACCCCAACCCCAGCCUCCAACCCCUCCAACAUGCCCAUGAGCCUGGACGACCUGGAAGAUCUCCUCAACUACGCCGACGAGCAAAACCUCGAAAACCAAAAAGGCAACAAAGACCACCAACUGAUCAGCAAGGGCUCCAACAUCUCGAUCGGCCAAAUCUCCAACAUCUGCAGCUCGGGCUACCAAAGCAUCACAACCCAGUCCCAAAGCUCCAGCCCGGUCGAACUCGGCAGCAACCAGCAGCAGCCCCAAAUCGAGUACGUCACCAACAAGGUCCCGCCACCGCGCAAGCUCAGCAGCACCAAGUACGGCUUCAUCAACCAGCGCUACACGAACGCCAACAACAACAACAACGUCGAUCAGGACGGCCAGUACGCCCCGCUCGCGUACAAGAACCCACUCUACCACCACGGAAGCAACGCCACGAACAACAACAACAACACGAAUGCCGCGUUGAACGCGUACAACAACAACCUGAUCAUCGGAAGUAAUGGGGCGGGAAAUGGGAAGCUGGCGCCGUACAAGAGUCAUCUCAGUACGAUCGGAAGUGGAAGUGGGAAUUUGCACACUUCGAGCAGUGACGAGCGGUUGAGUACGACAAACGAUAACUAUCGGGAGCUGGACUCGCUGAACAGUGGAAGGGUUGAGGGUGGUGGCGGGAACGGCGGGAAUGGGUUCGAGCCGUUUGGAGGACUGCACGGACGGAGGUUGGGAAGUAGCCGGAUGCCGCGGACUAAUCCGUUGAUGCAGUACAAACGCGAAGACCCCAUCGAACCGCAACCCCUCAGCAGCAACUACUCCUCGGGUGGUGGCGCCCUCAACGGCUCCGGUCGCGACCACCACCACUACGGCAGCAGCAAUGGCAACGGCACCGGUGGCCGCUACCAGCGCCGCAUGAGCAUCGACUCGGGCCGAACGCUGUCCGAUAGCUCGACCGACACCGAGAGCGUCGGCGUUCCCAAGCAGUACCCAUCUGCCAUCGGGUUGGGCGUCGGUGGUCACCUGGUGUUGGGCGGUUCCGGCGGAGGUGGCGGGAGUGAGAGCAAGAGGCGCCACCAUCGCACCAGCACGAGCAAAUCGGUCGAGCAGUGCGAACGCGAAAUCCAACGACUUCAGGCUUCGGUGGACGAGCUGCGCCAGAAGCUGGAAGAAUCCGAACUGAAGGAGGUCGCCGAGGAUCUGGAGGCGAUCUCGCACCACAGCGACAGCAAAAUUCGCAGCAUCAUUGGACGGCUCCUGGCGAUGGAGGAGGAGCUCCGGCGCGAGCAGUACAAGAUGUCGCUGGUGUUGACGCACAAGCAGCGCGUGAUCGAGGCCCAGGGUCAGCAGAUUGCGGCGCUGGACGCGGCCAACAACCGGCUGCUGACGGCGCUGUCCAGUCUGCGCAACCGCUACGAGAACCAGUCCUCGAACCAAAGCGACACGAGCUCGCCGGCGCCGAACGCGAGCGCGUCGUCCUGCUAGAGGAGAGGAUGGAACACUCUGAAUCAGCUCUCUCUGUUUUACCUGCUAAGCUGAACAAAAAAACUCCUUAUCAAUUGUAAAUACAAGUCUACGUUUAAAGAAAAACAGUUUUGAUAUAUGUUAAAUUUUAUGAUUUUUAAAUUAUUUAUUGUAUAAAAAUUGUGCACACUUGUAAACGAGGUUGAACAGUGAAAAAUUAUACUUUUACAUAUAGAUGAUAAUCACAAUUGAACAUUUUAUUUAGUUUUUUGGUUGAUGGAACAGCACAAAAUUUCCGAAACACGCAAAAAUGUAACGUACUUACGUAAGAGAAAAACAAAAAAAGAAGAAAAUCCAAAUCCCACUGAGGAAAACCUGUCGACCUGCUGUUGAAACUGCCUCGAACCAACAACUUCUUCGUUCAAAACCAGUAUUUUUUUGUGUUUGCGAGCACCUUUUCUUUGUGGAAAACUAAACGACCCAACCUAGAAAGGGGCCUUACACAGUGUAGAACAUAUCUCUACCAACCUACCCUAACUACCCUCCCGCACACACAUAAUGUAUCUAUAAAUCAACAAUUUUACACACCCUAAACUUACGCGUUUAUUCGUUCAAGUAGAGUACUGAAGAAAAGAAAAUCAAUAAUUAAUCAAACAUAACCAAAGAACACAUUUCAUUAAUCGAAAAAUAAAAACAACCUUUUUUGCGCGUCCCCAAAAAAACAUAUUAUGAUUAGAGCGAGUUACAUUUAUAUAUUUGCCGGGCUGUAAAGCUUACGCACGUGUCCGCGCGUUUGAUCGUUUGUUUGUGUAAUGAAAAUUAAGAGUAUCACAUCUAUCACACACACACCACCUUGCUAUUUUGUAGAGAAGAGAAAACAAGAAAAACUUAUCACGUAAUCAUGAAAUAUAUUGAAAACCUUGAAAAAUUGAA
Culex pipiens pallens (northern house mosquito) is the source of this 6137-nucleotide messenger RNA. RefSeq names its product ras GTPase-activating protein raskol (gene raskol). Gene Ontology annotation, biological process: regulation of GTPase activity. The record is from RefSeq and is a predicted model, not a curated record. The transcript has 6 exons. The coding region runs from base 354 to 5225 and encodes 1623 amino acids. Lineage: Eukaryota; Metazoa; Arthropoda; Insecta; Diptera; Culicidae.